This is a messenger RNA of Choloepus didactylus (southern two-toed sloth), 551 nucleotides long. It is a transcript of the gene SMIM9, whose product is annotated as small integral membrane protein 9. NCBI's taxonomy places the organism in Eukaryota, Metazoa, Chordata, Mammalia, Pilosa, Megalonychidae. The record is from RefSeq and is a predicted model, not a curated record. The transcript is spliced from 3 exons.
AAAGACAGCUCUGGCUAGCUUCUUCUGAAGACUGCUCCACUCUGAAGACUAAGUCCUAACCCACUGGCUCCCUUGGAUCCCUUGGUGCUAAGUCAAUUUUCAGACAAAGCUGCUUUAGAAAGAGUGGAGAGCCAAGGACAAAGAAAUCUCCCCUUGACUAAGUUAGGUGUGCCAGCUACUCAGCCACAGCCUAGUGGUCAUCUGGAACAUCCAUGGAGCUCCGGAAGCUGCUGGGCAUUGAAUUUCUGCUGUGUUCUGUGACUUGCUGCCUAUUAUAGACUGUAGUUUCCUCUCGUCCUAUAUCCGACUUUGUAAUGGAAGACAAAGCAGAACUGAAACCAUGCAUAAAGGACAACCAGAGGUCCUGGAUGGGCAACCUCAGAGAUUACUUGUGGGAUGUCAUCAAGACCUCCAUACUUCCAGCAGCCACUUUUGCGUUCCUUGUCACCUCGGCACUAAUGGGGAUCCUCUGCUGCCUUCGUAAGCUCCUGUGGGAUGAGGAGAGGGGAGGAGAAAAGGAAUAUGAGGGAGGGACAGAAACAGUCAAUUAA